GUGUGCACCAGAGCGUAUGCAGAACACCAUGGCGGCCCUCCUCGCCGCGGGACGCGGGGUUCGGCCCGUGCGGCGCGUGGACGCGGCGCCACCCGCUGACUGUCGCAUCCUUCGCGGGCCGCCGCCCGCGGCGUCGAAGGAGCCGGAGGGCGACUGCGUCAUCACGGGCUCGCGUUCCGCGAAGGCCCGCGACGCGGAGCUGAUGCGCGACGCGAUCACGGUUGCUGACUCGGACGCCGAGCAGGAGGGCGCCCCGCCGAAGCGCAUCCCCUUCCUCCCGCGCAACGCCCCCGGCGCGCCGCGCGACGAUUCUACGUCGGAGACGAGCCCGAGCCCGAGCCCGUCGCCCGUCUCCGUGUACCCGGUCCAGUGCCUCCUCGACGAGGUUGGCAGCCUCCAGGACAAGGUCAAGGCGCUCGAGGCCGAGCGCAUCAAGGACAAGGCCACGAUCGCGGAGCUCGAGAAGCAGGUCCGCGAGAACCGCUCGAAGGCCGAGGAGAACCGCGAAAAGGCCGGGGCGUGCGAUCAAAUCGAGGAUGUGUUUCGCGCGUUGAAGCGCGCGCGCAAGCGCGCGCGCGCCGAGUGAAUGUAGACGGCCUGCCGAUCGACCACGCGGCCUGCCGAACGACGACCAGGUUCCGGAGCCGGCCCGCGCAUCCCGCGGCGCGUCCUCGCCACCAGUCACCUUCGCGACCGAGUCCGCGUGCCCACCGCAUCUCCCUCCCCCCGCGCGCAAACAUUGUGAUAAACUUCAGACGCGUG
Molecule: messenger RNA, 762 nt
Organism: Aureococcus anophagefferens
Lineage: Eukaryota; Pelagophyceae; Pelagomonadales; Pelagomonadaceae
Product: expressed protein
Exons: 1
Coding region: 17-586 (189 amino acids)
Source: RefSeq, a predicted model, not a curated record